This is a messenger RNA of Coffea eugenioides, 1279 nucleotides long. Its product is annotated as protein trichome birefringence-like 31. Gene Ontology annotation, cellular component: Golgi apparatus. Gene Ontology annotation, molecular function: O-acetyltransferase activity. The record is from RefSeq and is a predicted model, not a curated record. The transcript is spliced from 5 exons. Lineage: Eukaryota; Viridiplantae; Streptophyta; Magnoliopsida; Gentianales; Rubiaceae. The coding region runs from base 12 to 1271 and encodes 419 amino acids.
UUUAGCUCCCAAUGACUACUCAGCCCAUUCAAUAUCAUCGCCGAAUGCAGCUGGUUUUCCCGGUUGCCUUGGCUUCUCUGCUUGUGCUAGGAGCCGUACGAGUUGCACUCGAUAGUUUGAAGAACAACGAGUCGUAUUUUCUUUGGCAAUCCCGUUUGGCAGGAAGCAGAAGGCCUAGACUUCCAAUUAUUGUUUCUGAAGAUGAGCUGAUUGAAGAUGGCUGCGAUGUGUUUGAAGGAAAAUGGGUAUGGGAUAAUUUAAGCUACCCGCUUUAUAGAGAAGAGAGUUGCCCUUACUUGGUUAAACAGGUUACCUGCCUUAAAAAUGGAAGGCCUGAUUCUUUGUAUCAAAAUUGGAGAUGGCAGCCUAAUGGAUGCAACCUGCCUAGGUUUGAUGCAUUGAAGUUGCUAGAGAUUUUGAGGGACAAAAGGCUGAUGUUCAUAGGGGACUCAAUACAGAGAGGAAUGUUCGAGUCUAUGGUCUGUUUAGUACAAUCCGUAAUUCCAGAAGGAAUGAAGUCUCUUGAAAGGAUUCCUCCCCGAAAAAUUUUCGUUAUUGAGGAGUUUAAUGCAUCGAUCGAGUACUAUUGGGCACCCUUCAUUGUUGAGUCUAUUUCAGAUCAUGCUACGAAUCACACUGUACUAAAACGAAUGGUCAGGCUUGAUUCCAUAGCUAAGCACAGCAAAGAGUGGGAGGGAGUUGACAUUUUGGUUUUUGAGAGCUAUGUAUGGUGGAUGUACAAACCUUUGAUCAAUGCAACAUAUGGAUCUCCAGACGAUGUUAGAGAAUACAAUGUAACAACUGCGUAUAAGCUGGCCAUGGAAACUUGGGCAAAUUGGAUAGAGACCAGAAUCAACCCUCGCAAUCAAAAGAUCUUUUUCAUGACCAUGUCCCCGACGCAUCUGUGGAACUGGGAGUGGAAGGCUGGAAGUGAAGGUAACUGCUUCAACGAGUCACACCCCAUUGAAGGGCCACACUGGGGCACUGGUUCCAGUCUUGACAUCAUGGGAUCAGUGAAAGAUGUUUUAGGAAAAUUGAAAGUGAAUGUUAGAUUGUUAAACAUUACACAGCUAUCAGAGUACAGGAAAGAUGGCCAUACUUCAGUAUUUGGCGAACGUAAAGGGAAGCUCUUGACCAAAGAACAGAGGUCUGAUCCAAAAACGUAUGCUGAUUGCAUUCACUGGUGCUUGCCAGGCAUCCCAGACGUAUGGAAUGAGAUUUUCUAUGCAGUUCUUUUGCAGGAUUACCGUAAUAAUUCAGGAAUUGCAUGAUUUGUCCU